AUGGAGGAGUUCCAAGAAGCCGACGUCCUAUGGCCGGACCACUACCACCGUGACGACCCCCGCGGCCACCACCGCCAGCAGCAGCAGCAGCAGCAGCAGCGCAGCGAGAGCAGCGCCGCCUCACCGCGCGGUGGCGCGGCGCGUCCAGGCGGCUCGUCGGCGCCCGUGUGCAUCCCGGGGAGGAUGACGACGACGGCGACGCCGGAGGAGCAUGAGGCGGCCUCGUGGGCGCCGGGGGGCAGCGGCCACGGGUGCACGGCGCCGGCGGCGGCGCCGUUCGUGCCGCCGCACGAGGUGGCGGCGGCGAGGGCGCAGCGGUGCUCGGAGGAGAGGGCGGCGUUCUCGGUGUGCGUGGGGAAUGGGCGCACGCUCAAGGGCCGCGACCUCCGCUCCGUCCGCACCGCCGUGCUCCGCAUGACCGGCUUCCUCGAGACCUGA
Oryza brachyantha (malo sina) is the source of this 438-nucleotide messenger RNA. RefSeq lists its product as uncharacterized. The record is from RefSeq and is a predicted model, not a curated record. Bases 1 to 438 code for a protein of 145 amino acids. The transcript has a single exon. NCBI's taxonomy places the organism in Eukaryota, Viridiplantae, Streptophyta, Magnoliopsida, Poales, Poaceae.